This is a messenger RNA of Histoplasma capsulatum G186AR, 1332 nucleotides long. Its product is annotated as BAR domain-containing protein. The coding region runs from base 1 to 1332 and encodes 443 amino acids. Gene Ontology annotation, cellular component: cytoplasm. The record is from RefSeq and is a predicted model, not a curated record. The transcript has 5 exons. Lineage: Eukaryota; Fungi; Ascomycota; Eurotiomycetes; Onygenales; Ajellomycetaceae. Gene Ontology annotation, molecular function: protein binding.
AUGAACGUCAACAAGAAAAUCGGCCGCUUUAAGCAGUGGGCGGGAGAGCGCAUGGGGUCAGAGUCAAAAACUACUCUCUCAGAUGACUUCAAGGCGUUGGAGGUAGAGAUGAACUUGAGACAUGAAGGAAUGGAGAAACUCCAGAAAUCAAUGACAACUUAUGUGAAAGCGCUGUCCAAGCGGAAUGAGGGAGAUGACAAGGAGAAGACUCUACCAAUUGGUUAUAUGGGCUCAACUAUGGUAAACCACGGGGAAGACUUUGAAAAUGCCUCUGAAUUCGGACAGUGUCUUAUCAGCUUUGGGCGGACAAACGAACGCAUUGCGAGAAUCCAGGAGACCUAUAUCGCGAAUGCGACUAGCAGCUGGCUGGAGUCGCUCGAACGCUCACUUGUUCAGAUGAAAGAGUACCAGAAUGCGAGAAAGAAAUUGGAAACCCGUCGAAUUGCGUACGAUGCUUCCCUGACCAAGAUGCAAAAAGCGAAGCGGGAGGACUUCAGGGCGGAAGAAGAACUUCGGAAUCAAAAAGCAAAAUACGAGGAGUCCACCGAGGACGUCUAUAGGCGGAUGGAGGAUAUCAAAGAGGCUGAAGCAGACAGCAUUGCCGACCUUGGUGCAUUCUUGGACGCUGAACUCAAAUACUACGAUCAAUGUCGGGAAGUUCUUUUGCAACUAAAAAACAAUUGGCCGGCUGGCCAGACACAGUCUCAAGGUGGUGCAUCUAGACGGCCUGGGCGAAAUCAGUCAAACACAGCACAUGCAUACCACGAUCGAUACGAAAAUACGCAAGAAGGAUAUCCUGUCCCCUCGCCAGAGCCACGCCCAGCCAUUAAAUCCAACCGAGCAGCCUCCACGCAUCAAAAUGGAUCCCCACCAAGGGGUUACUCUCCUGAAUCGUCCUACCGGCACCGACCGAGCAUGAGCCGGAACCUAACCUUCGAAGGGCCCUCCCAACUCCGAUCCGGAGAGUCACCAGCCUUAACGCAGCGCUUGAGUCGCACAACAAGCGACAACACUACGAUACGCAAUGGUAAUAACCAACAGAGCCAAUUGCAAGUUCGAACCGUCAACAGACCUUACGACAACUACCCGGAGUCCCCGGACGACUCCUAUGGCAAAGACAGCAGCAGCAGCCCAGAUCGGUACUUUACUGGAGGCCGCUCCAUCUCGCCGGCAACGUCACAUGGCAGCUACCUAUCCCAGCCUGCAAGUAUGACCGGCUUUCAUCAAGCCGCCGGAAGUUCGACUAGCAAGAAGCCCCCACCCCCUCCUCCUCCCUCGCGGGCUAAGAAGCCGCCGCCGCCGCCGCCCCCAGGAAAAAAGACUUCUUGGUGA